Messenger RNA from Trichosporon asahii var. asahii CBS 2479, 894 nucleotides. RefSeq lists its product as uncharacterized. Bases 1 to 894 code for a protein of 297 amino acids. Gene Ontology annotation, molecular function: acetate transmembrane transporter activity. Lineage: Eukaryota; Fungi; Basidiomycota; Tremellomycetes; Trichosporonales; Trichosporonaceae. Gene Ontology annotation, cellular component: plasma membrane. The transcript is spliced from 3 exons. The record is from RefSeq and is a predicted model, not a curated record.
AUGGCGUCCAACAGCACCGAGGUCGUCGACGCCAACUCGACGCCGACCUUCUUCCACACCGACCCCGAGAAGGGCAGCACCGCGCACCUCUCGGGCGGCCGCCCCAUUGAGCGUGUCAUCACCCCCGGUGGACACCCGAUCGACUUCUCGCAGCCCGCUAUCCCCGUCCAGCACCGAAAGUUCGGUAACCCGCUCCCGGCUGCUCUCAUCUCGUUCUCCACUGGUUUCUUCUUCCUCGGUCUCCUCAACAUUGGCAUCCGGCGCGUCCUGAAUGUCCUCAGGACGGGGGGCUGGGGCACCGACCCGGAUGCACUCCGCGGUCUCGGCCUUGGUCGAUCUCGGCGAUUCCUCGGUGCAUCCUGGCGAGCUCACACUCGCGGCAUUGUUACUCCCCACGUCAUCUUCCCCGUCCUGAUCAUGUUCCUCGGUAUCACCCAGACCCUCACUGGCUGGUUCGAGAUGUUCAUCGGUAACACCUACUCGGCGACCAUCUUCGUGUGCUACGGCGGUUUCAUCUUCUCCUACUCGCUCAUCUACCUGCCGUCCAUGGGCAUCCUCGAGGCGUACACCGACAAGGAGACUGGCCUGCCCCGCCCCGAGUUCCACUCGGCCGUCGGCAUCUACCUCGGUAUCUGGGCCGGCAUCACGUUCCUGUUCAUCAUUGCCUCGCUCCGCUCCUCGGUCGCUAUUCUCUCGACUCUGGUCUUCACCUGCAUCUCCUUCGCGCUCCUUGCUGCGGCUGAGAUCGGCGGCUCCCCCAGCGUCAAGACCGCCUCGGGCGCUACUUGCAUGAUCGCCGGUCUCUGCGGAUACUGGUCUGCCAUGGCCGGUUACUGGACCCCGGACAUCACCUACGUCCAGAUCCCUCCCAUCGACCUUUCGCGCAGCGACUAA